UCCAUCUUCUCCGCGAUGUUGCCCUUUGUCAAGAACGCAGUAAGCCGUCUCCCAGUUCGAAGCAUUCAGCAAGUGGUGGCAAGGCAGAGCCACCGGAAACGGACACCUGAUUUCCAUGACAAAUAUGGAAAUGCUAUAUUAGCAGGUGGAGUCCUCUUCUGUGUUUCUACAUGGACGUAUACAGCAACACAAAUUGGCAUAGAAUGGAACCUGUCUCCUGUUGGCAGAGUCACCCCAAAGGAAUGGAGAGAUCAGUAGUCAUGCCAGCUGCUACAAUAAUCAAGUGAUUGUGUCGAAAUCAACUUAGAAGUGAUUCCAAGUCAAUGAAUCAUGUAUUCACUAAAAUAUAGCAUAUGGAAGAAAAAAUAAAGUACUUCUGAAACCUUAAAA
Messenger RNA from Peromyscus leucopus (white-footed mouse), 390 nucleotides. Its product is annotated as cytochrome c oxidase subunit 7B, mitochondrial-like. Lineage: Eukaryota; Metazoa; Chordata; Mammalia; Rodentia; Cricetidae. The transcript has a single exon. Gene Ontology annotation, biological process: mitochondrial electron transport, cytochrome c to oxygen. Bases 16 to 258 code for a protein of 80 amino acids. The record is from RefSeq and is a predicted model, not a curated record.